Molecule: messenger RNA, 586 nt
Organism: Populus trichocarpa (black cottonwood)
Lineage: Eukaryota; Viridiplantae; Streptophyta; Magnoliopsida; Malpighiales; Salicaceae
Exons: 1
Coding region: 76-420 (114 amino acids)
Source: RefSeq, a predicted model, not a curated record
CGAAACAGACUUCUCUCGUUAAACUCAGUCUCUGUGGGCUUUCUUCACAUUUCUCUCUAAAGAAAACCCAAAAUAAUGCCCUUCACAACGGCAUCCUCCAUGCUCCGCCACCGCAUCUCCAGCGCCCUCCGAACCCGCGGCGGCGCAAAAGCUGGUCCCAGCAGAUGGAAAUCUCCGGGACACGAGGAACAACCCAAAGGUCACUUUCUCAAUCGGACCCCACCACCACCCGGAGAGUCUCGUAAAUGGGAAGAUUGGGAGUUGCCUUGCUACAUCACCAGCUUCUUAACGAUUGUGAUCCUUGGCGUUGGUCUCAAUGCUAAGCCUGAUCUCACUAUUGAAACUUGGGCUCAUCAGAAAGCACUUGAACGACUCCAGAUGGAGAAGUUGGGCCUCUCCGGUUCUGCUGAUUCUGAGUGAAAUUGGAGAUCUGGGUAUGCUUGUUUUUUUAUCAAACUUUUGUGGGAUUUUGCUGGGGUUGUUGAUAAUAACAUGUAGUCAAAUAAAAAGGGUUUUUGACCGACUGACUGAUUGACUGUCUUCUGUAAUUUGGAUAAUUUUUAAAGUAAGUUUAUUUUUUGGUUAA